Messenger RNA from Peromyscus californicus insignis, 1215 nucleotides. RefSeq names its product protein ARMCX6-like. Lineage: Eukaryota; Metazoa; Chordata; Mammalia; Rodentia; Cricetidae. The transcript is spliced from 2 exons. Bases 1 to 579 code for a protein of 192 amino acids. Gene Ontology annotation, cellular component: mitochondrion. The record is from RefSeq and is a predicted model, not a curated record.
AUGACAAUUAGUGUAGUCACUAAUUUAAUUGUAGGGGAAGCUCUUGACCUGAUCAAGUGUGCUUCCAUUCAAGGAAAAAAAAUAAUGUUCACCAAGCCCACAUAUGCUGUUUUUUCCCUUAGCCACAAUGUCAGUAGGCAUUUAGCCAGCCUCUCAGUGGUUGGAAACCGGAUCCCCAACCCCCAGCCCACUGUGAGGGAGAAGGCAUUGUGUGUCCCGGAAAAUCCGAACACCAGUAUGGGAAAUCAGGGCCAGAUUAAGAUGUGCAUCGAUGAAGUGUGUCGAGAGACCGUGUUACGUUGCUGCAAGUCAUUUCUGCAGCAGGCCGGAUUAGAUCUGCUAAUAAGCAUGACAGUUAUUAAUAACAUGCUUGCCAAGUCGGUUUCAGACCCAAAGUUUCCUUUGAUAUCCCAGGGAAGGGAAUGUGCAAAGGUUGAGGGUUUGGAAGCACUGAUGGGUUUGCCUGAAAAGCCAGUGUUGGCAGGGGAAGUGCUGGCUGCCCAAAUGCUGUCCUCAUCCAUGCUCCCCUUUAUCAGAAGUGGGAGCAGAGAGAUGCUCCUGGAAGCCCUCUCCCCAUAAGUGGCUGUCUUGAGCAGAAGGAGAUCGAAUCCACCCACAGCCCGAGCAGUUUACUGAGGGAGGGAAAGAAGCUGCAGAGGGUGCAGGCAAGGGUGCAGCCUUAGCCAGUGAGCUCCUCCUUGGGCGAAAGUUCCAGUGGCUAAAUGGAGGGCCGCACUCUUCUUGGCCAGGUAGGCCUCCCCAGAGCCCUGGGCAACUUCUGGGCCUUGUAGUCUGCAGGUGAAACGCAUUGCAAAUUGCUCCCUUGCAGCCUCCCUCCUGCAGUAAAGGGUGGAGGGAUCACCCCUUUGGCCGCUAGCUGCGGAUGAGGAACAUGAAAUCACAGCAUCACGAGUGCUGUCCUUGCCUGUGGUGAUCUCCCUGUCUAAGCGGGACCACUUAGCAGAAAUGACACCCACAUGGGAGCUUGUGGCCAGCUUGCAUCUGCUGCCUCUCUGCUUUGGUUGAAGUAGUUCCCUCUCCUCUUUUCUACACUAGCUGAUGAAUGGCUAGCAUGUUAAUCAAAGAAAUACACUCCCCUCCUGUCCGAUGUACCGACUGACCCUCUUCCACCCGAGCCCCCACCUGUGUGUAUCAUCAAUAAACUCGUGUGCUUUGAUUGGCAAGAAAAUGAAAAGGGGGCACUGGACUCAUCUU